AUGGAAAGGAUUGUAUGGAUCCUCAUCUCUCUCUCACUGUCUCUUCUCGCUACUCUCGUUAGAUCUGAUUCCUCCGAUCACCGUUACACCGACGGUGAUUCCGUUCCUCUCUACGCCAACAAAGUCGGUCCGUUUCACAAUCCCAGUGAAACGUAUCGGUACCUUGACCUUCCAUUUUGUGUUACAGGUAAGGAGAAAGAGAAGACGGAAGCGCUUGGCGAGGUGUUGAAUGGAGAUCGGCUUGUUAGUGCUCCGUAUGAGCUUCAUUUUAAGAAGGAGAAAGACUCUAAUGUUGUGUGCAAGAAGAAGCUUACAAGGGAGGAAGUUGCUCAGUUCCGUGAAGCGGUUAAGAAGGAUUAUUAUUUCCAAAUGUAUUAUGAUGACUUGCCUAUUUGGGGAUUUAUUGGUACCGUUGAUAAAGAAGGAAAAAGUGACCCUAGCGAGUAUAAGUAUUUUCUUUAUAAGCAUAUUCAGUUUGAUGUUUUGUAUAAUAAGGAUCGUGUGAUUGAAAUUAGUGCUCGUAUGGAUCCUCAUUCUGUGGUGGAUGUGACGGAGGACAAGGAAGUUGAUGUUGAGUUUAUGUAUACUGUGAAAUGGAAGGAAACGGAAAUUCCUUUUGAGAAGAGAAUGGAAAAAUAUUCACAAUCUUCUUCGCUCCCGCAUCACUUGGAGAUUCACUGGUUCUCCAUUAUAAACUCGUGUGUAACAGUUCUUCUUUUGACUGGAUUCCUGGCAACCAUUCUUAUGCGUGUCUUGAAGAAUGAUUUUAUGAAAUAUGCUCAAGACGAGGAAGCUGCUGAUGAUCAAGAGGAGACGGGAUGGAAGUAUAUUCAUGGUGAUGUUUUCCGGUUUCCUAAGUACAAGUCCAUAUUCGCAGCUGCCCUUGGUUCUGGCACUCAGUUAUUCACUCUCACAAUCUUCAUUUUUAUGCUUGCACUGGUUGGUGUAUUUUAUCCCUACAACCGAGGAGCUUUAUUUACUGCACUGGUGGUUAUAUAUGCUCUUACAUCUGGCAUUGCUGGCUAUACUGCUACUUCCUUCUAUAUUCAACUUGAAGGGACUAAUUGGGUUAGAAACUUGUUGCUGACAGGAUGCCUCUUCUGUGGCCCUCUUUUUCUUAUGUUCUGCUUCCUUAACACAGUUGCAAUAGCUUAUAGUGCAACUGCUGCCCUUCCUUUUGGCACAAUUUGUGUGAUAGUCCUAAUAUGGACGCUUGUAACUUCGCCAUUACUUGUGUUGGGUGGCAUUGCUGGUAAAAAUAGUAAAACAGAGUUCCAAGCACCUGUCCGCACUACAAAAUAUCCCCGAGAAAUUCCACCUCUGCCUUGGUACCGAAGCACCCUUCCACAGAUGGCAAUGGCCGGAUUUCUCCCUUUCAGUGCCAUCUACAUAGAGUUGUACUACAUUUUUGCUAGUGUGUGGGGCCAUAGGAUUUAUACUAUCUACAGCAUACUCUUCAUCGUCUUUAUUAUUCUGUUGAUUGUCACUGCUUUCAUUACGGUGGCUUUGACAUACUUUCAACUUGCUGCGGAAGAUCAUGAAUGGUGGUGGAGGUCUUUUCUUUGUGGUGGAUCAACCGGCUUAUUCAUCUAUGGCUACUGCUUGUAUUAUUACUAUGCACGGUCAGAUAUGUCUGGAUUUAUGCAAACUUCGUUCUUCUUCGGUUACAUGUCCUGCAUCUGCUAUGGCUUCUUUCUCAUGCUUGGUAGCAUAGGUUUUCGGGCUUCCCUGCUCUUUGUCCGCCACAUAUACAGGUCCAUCAAGUGUGAGUAG
Molecule: messenger RNA, 1773 nt
Organism: Lathyrus sativus (Indian pea)
Lineage: Eukaryota; Viridiplantae; Streptophyta; Magnoliopsida; Fabales; Fabaceae
Source: the annotation of a GenBank genome assembly